AGUACUUCACUGAGUUAGUUCUUUGCGUGUCAUCGUUCCGAGAGGAGUCGUUUUCUCAUACGUAUACGUUCUAAUACAUCAAUCAUGAGGAUCAAUUCUAUCGUUCCAAACUUCGAAGUAGAUAGUACUCGAGGUCGAAUUAAUUUUUACAGUUGGCAAGGAAAUUCAUGGGUCGUUCUAUUUUCCCAUCCUGCUGAUUUUACACCAGUUUGCACCACCGAAUUAGGUCGUUUAGCAGUUCACCAACCUCAUUUUGAACGUCGAAACACGAAACUGUUGGCUCAUUCCGUUGACAAACUGAAGGAUCAUGUUGAUUGGGUUAACGAUAUUAAAUCUUAUUGCCGUGAUAUUCCUGGGGACUUUCCCUAUCCCAUUAUUGCUGACCCUGAUCGCGCCUUGGCAGUCAAGUUAGAUAUGAUUGAUGAAGAAAGCAAAGAUGACCUGGAAACGGCACAAACUGUUCGCGCUUUGUACAUCAUAAGCCCUGAUCAUCGUCUGCGUUUAUCUAUGCACUAUCCAACAUCCACUGGACGCAAUGUAGAUGAAAUACUGCGCGUUAUAGAUUCUUUGCAACUCGUUGAUAAAAAACCAGGAAUAGCAACUCCAGCUAACUGGAUGCCAGGUGAAAAAGUUAUGAUUCUUCCAACUGUGAAAGAUGAGGAACUCCCUAAAAUGUUUCCCAAAGGAGUGGAUAAAGUAUCGAUGCCUUCUGGAAAGGUUUAUGUGCGGACAACUACAGAUUAUUAAUCAU
Molecule: messenger RNA, 751 nt
Organism: Habropoda laboriosa
Lineage: Eukaryota; Metazoa; Arthropoda; Insecta; Hymenoptera; Apidae
Product: peroxiredoxin-6-like
Exons: 5
Coding region: 85-747 (220 amino acids)
Biological process (GO): cellular oxidant detoxification; cell redox homeostasis
Cellular component (GO): cytosol; mitochondrion
Molecular function (GO): peroxiredoxin activity
Source: RefSeq, a predicted model, not a curated record